Molecule: messenger RNA, 690 nt
Organism: Torulaspora globosa
Lineage: Eukaryota; Fungi; Ascomycota; Saccharomycetes; Saccharomycetales; Saccharomycetaceae
Exons: 1
Coding region: 1-690 (229 amino acids)
Source: RefSeq, a predicted model, not a curated record
AUGUCUUGGUUGGCACCUCUGAAGUGGGCUGUGGCAUUGUAUCUGUUGUCGUCUUAUAAAUCUUUGCCUGGGGCCUACUUCGUCAGGUUUUAUGCAACGAUCAUCCCGAAUAUUGUCUUCCCUUAUGUUACCGGCUUGAAGACUAAAAAUCUCGAGAAAUUGGCUGCUAAUAGACGUGCCUGUUUUGGAACUUUCACUGUUGCCACCUAUGCGUCGCCUUUUGAAUGCGAUUUUUACUUGCAUAAGAGCAACAGCACGUAUUUCGAAGAGCUGGAUAUUUACAGAAGUGGGUUGAUGACAAAAGUGUUCCAGAAACUGUUCUUGAAAUCGCAGCGUUGGCCAUAUAUUCCGGUGGCUAACGUUUUCACGAAUUUUCUCAAAGAAAUCAAGCCAUUUGAAAAAUACGACGUUAGCUCACGCAUUCUUUGCUGGGACGAGAAAUGGAUCUAUGUGAUGAGCAGGUUUACGAAAAAUAAUGGCAAAACGCUUUGCUCGCUGUCUCUUACCAAAUAUGUUCUGAAGGAUGGCAGAAAGACAAUUCCGCCUAAAGAGGCGCUGGAAUUCUGUGGUCUGUACAAUGAAGAGGUGGCAGAGAUUUCCGCUCAAAAUUUAAAACUACUCACCGAGGACUCUGGAUUCCACGAGACUCAUCAAUUGGAGGCGUUGGACGAGCAGUAUCUGCAACUUUAG